UUGGCUUACAGAAUAGUGCGGGACCGGUGCUUCAAGUUUGUCACGUCACCUGUAACCUGUUUCAACAGCGACAUGGCAUUCCUCCUCAAAUCGUUUGCUGUCCUUGCUCACUUUGGCAUAGCUUCGUCGUUGGCCCCAGGAGAUUGUGCUUUCGUUGGCAUCUAUGGCGAGAAGGAUGAUUUUGCAAUCCUUUUGAUGGAAGAUGCGAAUGGGGAGAAGAUAUCCUUGACAGACGGGAAUUUCAAGGACAAGGACUUUGAGGCCAGCCAGAGGGCUCAAGCGAAAGACCAUGUGAAAGAUGCCGUCAAGGGAACUGUGUUGAGGAAGUCGGACUUUGUGACCGAGAACGGGUGGUCCUUUGCCGCUCCUUUGGCACUCACAGUUUACAAGGGAAGCCCAUCAUCUCCCACGGCCUUGUGCGGCGUCAAUUUGGAUGGGAAAACAGGCGGCAUGGCAGUUCGACGGCUCGAUGAAGAGGUGGCGGCACUCUAUCUUGGCGAGACUGAAACUGCUCAAUAUGCAGGACUCAUGACUGGCAGCAAGGAAGAGCUCUCGGAAGGCAUUCACAACCCGUUGAAUUGGCUGCGGGAUGCCCGAGCUGUUCGCCAACUCUCCGGCUUUAGCAUUGCUUCGGGCCAGAACAGCACCACAUUGAUGACCACGACCUCAAUGGGGGGAAACACCACGGAGACGACUGAGACCACCAGCAGCAUGGACAUGACCACAGAAGAAGAGGAUGGUGCAGCACACGCCACUGUUUGCGGCUUGAUCCUUGCCGCUGGCUUCGCCGUGAUGUGAGGACUCUCCUGAUUGCCAAACAGGGGCAAAAUUCCUCUGUUUGGCUGUUACCUGGGCAACCUGCCAUUUUGUAGGGUGGCCUGGCAGCCUGGAUUGGAGCCAUGUUUUCCAGGACUGCUUCUAUGUUGCCCCUGAAGCACAAAAGCGCCUGCUUGGGUGCGAUGACACCUGGAAGGGCAACCCGCAGCUCACAGAGUUGAAUGACAAAGCU
Molecule: messenger RNA, 1009 nt
Organism: Durusdinium trenchii
Lineage: Eukaryota; Dinophyceae; Suessiales; Symbiodiniaceae
Source: the annotation of a GenBank genome assembly